GAAGCCGGCGGGCAGGCAUGGCGGGCUGGUGGCGGGCGCUUCCGCGCGCGGCCGGGCUCUACCCGUGGCCCACCAACGUGCUGCUCUACACCGGGCUCUUCUCCGCCGGCGAUGCGCUGCAGCAGCGGUUGCGGGGCGGCCCGGCUGACUGGGGCCAGACGCGGCGCGUGGCCACGCUGGCCGUGACCUUCCACGGCAACUUUAAUUACGCGUGGCUGCGCCUGCUGGAGCUGGCGCUGCCGGGCCGCGCACCGCGCGCCGUCCUUACCAAGGUGCUGUGCGACCAGCUACUUGGAGGGCCCAUCGCGCUCUCAGCCUUCUACGUUGGUAUGAGCAUUCUCCAGGGACAAGAUGACAUAUUCUUAGACCUGAAGCAGAAAUUUUGGAACACAUAUAAGAGUGGUCUGAUGUACUGGCCUUUUGUGCAGCUGACCAACUUCAGCCUCAUUCCUGUGCACUGGAGAACAGCUUACACUGGACUCUGUGGUUUCCUCUGGGCCACCUUCCUUUGCUUUUCCCAGCAGACCGGGGAUGGCACAUUGAAGUCAGCCUUUAUUCUCCUCCGUACCAAGGCAGCUGGUGCAGUUGAGAGACCUCCAGAGAAGUGAGAAAUCGAGGACUCCUUUAACAGGCCCAAGGUUUUUUCCCCCUAAAGUGCACUGGAUUGCCUACAGAGAAAAUACUUGAUUUACCUGUUAUGUGGUUCAUUUUGAAGAGUUACUGUUCCCUAGACCUACUUGUUUUUUAAUUAUAUUAUUAUUAUUAUUGUUACUUUGUUUUUUAAAGGCAGGGUCUUGCCAUAUAUU
Molecule: messenger RNA, 806 nt
Organism: Chinchilla lanigera (long-tailed chinchilla)
Lineage: Eukaryota; Metazoa; Chordata; Mammalia; Rodentia; Chinchillidae
Gene: Mpv17l
Product: MPV17 mitochondrial membrane protein-like
Exons: 4
Coding region: 18-608 (196 amino acids)
Cellular component (GO): membrane; cytoplasm
Source: RefSeq, a predicted model, not a curated record